AUUCUUUCUUCAUUUUCUUAUAGGACCUUGUUCAAUGUUUAUCUUGUUGUGUUCUAUUACGUUCAUAUGUACAAGAUAAUGCUCUUCUCAUAUGCCAUAGUUAUGUUCAGCUUUAUAUGAUACAAGACAUAUCAAUUUCCUUUUUUGGAAGUGUAUAUCUUAUCUAUUUUUUUUUUAUUGCUUCUUUUCACGUGAUUAUAGGGUGUGCAUGUGCAUCACGUUCAUUUUUUAUUUUAUAACUAUAAGUUUGUAAUAAUAUGUAUAUAGAAUUGACUCUUAAUGAGCUUUGAGGCUUUAAACUUGAUCAGAUCUAAUUAUUUACUUCUUCCCUGAGCUUAUUGAUUUCCUUAUGUCCAACUGUAACUAAGAGAAGACAACACCAAACUACCAAUUUUAGAUUCGAGUUUGUAGCUGUCUUUGCUGUUCCUGGAUUUUAAGCAUUAUAAAUAGACCUUCUGCUUCUACUGAAUGGUGAAGAUGAGUUCAGAGAACAAGAAAAUAAAACCAAAGGCUGAUAUCGAACUCGUUCUAAAUUAUUCUAACCCAUGCAUUUGGAAAAAUUUGAAUAAUGACUCCUGUGCAGGUGCAAAUGCAGCUUGUAAAAUAGACAAGACAUUUUCUGCUACUGAUCCACUGUCUGAAAUAGUUUGGUCUCCAGAUAAAGGUUUCAGUCUCAAAUGUGUUGAUUCAAGUUAUAAUAAAAAGUCCUCCCUGUUCCGGGAUUUUGAACCAAGCAGUAUGGUUCUUGCUGUGCUCCAAAGCGUUACUGAUGGAAGUUCUGCAAGGGACAAACCAGAAAAUGACGUUUUUGUAGAACCUAUUGCAGUCAUAUGCUCAAAGAAUGAUGUUUCCUCCACAGAUACUCCCUCUGGGCACCCAUCAAGUGAUUCAGUUGUCGUCAUUCCCGACCAUAAAACAUGUCAAGAUGAUAAUGGUACAGGUAAAAGUAACAGCUGUAGAUGUAGGGAAAAGUGGACUUACGACACGUCUUUGAUUUCAAUUCAUUGUUCUGAUCUGGCAGGAUCCAGUGAUAACACGGAGAAAAUUAACAUUGCAACAGAAACACUUCAUUUGCCAAAUGGUGGGAAGGAGAUUGUGAUGAAUGAUUGGGAGAAUAAUCUUUGUGCUCAAGCUGACAUUGGAACAGCUAUAAUAUCUGAUAGAAAGGGAAAGAAAUCUACUAUUUCAGGUCAGAUUGGCAAAAGGCCAAUAAGUAAUUUAUUACUUCAAGCAGAUGAACCUAAAUGUAGCUUGGAAGGAAAUCCUUCUACGAAACAUUGCAAUGCAGGCACAGAAAGUGAUGUUCUCAACAAGGUAGUUGAAAUAGAAGAUGGAUUAUGUACUAGGGUUGAGCAUGUAAUCGAAUGUAAUGGUUCCGCUGCUCACGGAACAAAUUUAAUAUCUUCUGGCGUCAACCCUUUACCAAAACUAGAAUCAACGACAGAGAAUGAUUUGCAAACUUUCAACUGUGAGUCAAAAUCCAAUGAGAAGAAAACCAAAUCCACGGGAAAUGAAAUGAUGCUACUACGUAGUAAGAACCCUACAAUCAUUACUUCUCCAUGUAAUAAAAGGAUUCGUACGACAACAAAUGAAGGUAAGGAGAAGUCAUUAUCAGGUGGAGAUUCCAAUGUCAGUUUACCAAAGGAGAAUGACUUCCAUUUAAGUGGUGAAAGUUGCCGUAGUUCUGGGUUAAUUUUGGCAGGUAAGAAGAGAAGCAACUUUCAGCAAGUGAUAAUUGGGAGUAAAAAAUUAAAAAAGCAUAUUCAAGAAACUUCAUGUUCUAAAUCCUAUGUUCAACCGGAUAGCUCAUUCAUGAACUUGGUUUCAAACAUGCUGAAAAUAUGUUCACAAUCAACUGAAGAUGAGAGCAAGUCAUUGGAUCUUAACCUUGAAAAUCCUAAUCACCAUCUUCAACAGCCUGAUCAGAAACUUCUCACAUGCAACAUGAGUCAAGAUCCGAAGCUAAAAAAUGCAGGGUUCAGAUCCAAUUUUCAGUCAGUGGCAGGUGCAAAAUUUAAGAAUGUUGGAGCAAGAAAAUUUCAAGUAGGAGAUGCUUCUAAAGAUUUUGAGCUACGAAAUAAGGUACAUGGAACAGAUGUUGCUCCAAUCACCUUUUAUGCAGAGAACAAUAGCCUUUACAGACGGUAUUUCCCAUCAAAUAAUAAACUUGAAGUAUCUGAAGGGAGACUUCGGACUAGUCCUAUAAAUUCUCUCAACAGUCAUGAACACUGGGUAAAUAACUCAUUGGAGAAUGAAAAUUAUUACAAGGUGGGGAUAACUAAGGAGAAGGAAGGAACGACAUCACUGCCACUGCAUUCACCCUCAAUUGGACAAAAUAGAAAUAAUAAUGAGAAUGCUGAAUCGAAUGCACAGCAUGAGAGAAGGGAAAUCUGUCAUAAAAGUGAAACUGUGGAAGGACUCUGGAUAAAUCGUUUUUUACCAAAGUCAAGUUCACCAUCGAUAGUUUUUGAUCACCUGAACGAGAGAGGUGAUUCUGGAGACCAUUCCACGUCUUUCUCAAAGAAUGCACAAUCCCAUAAACACAUUUCUCUGACCAACUACAAGAUUGAAAAGGCCAGAGAACAAUCUGACGAUGACCAACUGUUCAGCGAGGCUCAAAAUUUACAUAAGUGUUGUAUCAAUGAAGAGGAUCCCACUGUCCUUAAGGAUACGGGAAGUCAAUAUCAGUUUGUAAAGCAUAAGUUCAACUCCAUUACACCUUUCCCAGGAUUGAGAGAUUCAAGGCCAAUGGUGUCCAUGUUUGCAAGAACAUUAGGUGCCAUCAAACAAUACCGUAAAGAGUAGUCUGCCACAGAUAAACAUCUCUUGCUUAAGGUUACUAGAGAUCACUGACUUGUGAUUACUAAAGGUUACAGGAAAUAAUUCAUGAACUUAUAAAAUAGAAAUACAUUUAGGAGAAUUGGAGUAUCUCAUUGUCUAUAAAUUUCUAUGUAUUGUUGUUUCAAUAUUCCUAUUCUCUUGUUUCUUUCCUUUGGUGGCAAGUGUGAUGAAUGCAACAUUAAUUAGAAUCCCUGUAUAGGGUCUGAAACGUUUGACUAUGUAAAAAUUCAUACUUAGCAACUCCAAACAACAUUUGGAUAAUUGUAUAACAACUUACGUGAUAUUGUGAUAUUGUAAUCAAAUCUACCGGCAUCUCCCCCAUA
Vigna radiata var. radiata (mung bean) is the source of this 3164-nucleotide messenger RNA. RefSeq lists its product as uncharacterized. The coding region runs from base 469 to 2805 and encodes 778 amino acids. The transcript is spliced from 4 exons. NCBI's taxonomy places the organism in Eukaryota, Viridiplantae, Streptophyta, Magnoliopsida, Fabales, Fabaceae. The record is from RefSeq and is a predicted model, not a curated record.